UUUGAACAAUGACUAUCAAUCUUUAUAUAGAAAAUCUCCUUUGAUGACACAUUUUGGCGUAAAGUCAUCCCACUUGGAAUCUACAGAAAAAAAUUGCAACAUUUUUGACAUGGGCAACUAGAUGGAAGGAUGCUGGAAUUGGAGGUUCCAUUGGAGAAGGCCACUCCGAGCAUGGGAAGAGGACAGUACGCAACAACUAAUAGAAGCUAUAAAUCACAGACACCCGAUACAAGAUGCUAAGGACACUUGGAGCUGGAGCCUAGAUGUGAAAGGAAAAUAUACUACAAGGUCAGCAUACGAGCAACUUGCAAAGAAAGAAGAAACUAGACUGUUGGAGUACAGAAAGCUGUGGAGGGUAAAGGUUCCAUCAAAAGUAAGCGCUUUCUCAUGGCAAUUGCUUCUCAAUAGAAUUCCUACAAAAGUUAACUUAGCAAUGCAUGGGAUCUUGGAUGGUAAUCAAAGUAUCAACUGCUAUUGGUGUGAAUCAUCUCUGAAACAUAGCGAUCACCUCUUUGAGUCUUGCAAAAUCGCCACCAACUUAUGGAGAAAAUGUUUCAACUGGUGGGGGUUACAAUAUGCUCUUGGGAACAAUUGUUUGGACGUCUUCCAGCAACACAGAUGGCAUAAAGGCUCAAAAACUCUUAGAAAGGGAUGGGAAAUGAUAUGGUUCACCAUUGUAUGGUCUCUAUGGUUGAGCAGAAACGAAGCUUCUUUUCAGAAAAAGAAACCUAAAGAGGACAAGUUAUUUGAAAUAGUACAAAUCCGAGCUUUUCACUUGGUAAGAAAUCUGUUAAAUCUUGAAUUUUCUUUCAUGGAAUGGAUUUCUAACCCAUUGAGUUGCCUAACUAACAUGAAAUAGAGUUUUGAGGGAGAGUGGGGUUCUAGACAUUAGGCUUGGGUUACUUUUGAUUAUGUAUUUGGAGCCCAAUAGUGAUGAUUGAUAUACUUUUUGUUUGUCUUAUGGGUUUGAGUACCCUUGUACUCAUAUAAUAUAUCUCCUUUGCUUUU
Molecule: messenger RNA, 1008 nt
Organism: Rubroshorea leprosula
Lineage: Eukaryota; Viridiplantae; Streptophyta; Magnoliopsida; Malvales; Dipterocarpaceae
Source: the annotation of a GenBank genome assembly